GAGAGGUCAAGAAAAGUGAAGAUCAAUGGUGCACUGUGUUUGUAAAUAAGCAUUGUAUUUUAUAACAACAGCGGGAAACAUGGAUACGGCAGGACCGAUUACUGCAAGCGAAAAUACAAAUGAAAAGCAAGGAAGGAACGGACAGUGAAGUACACAUUUCAAAAUCAUUUCCCAGUUCAUCUGCUCAUUUUUGAAAAUCAUGUUGAGAAUAUCUGAAUGCACCUCCUGUGAAAACACUCUUGUGUGAAAUGAAAUACUUGUGUAUGUAAUUAGAAAAGGAAGAUAUGAAUCAUCAGGUGAUGCAUCAGCAAGGUUGUCUUCUCCUUCGAUAUGCAAGCCAGAAUUCUCUUGAUGAAAGCUCUCAAAAACAUAUACCGUACCCAGGAAGCAAGGAGAAGCCACCCUACAGGAACCAUAAUCACACACAGAGAGCAUUUGAUGUAAUGAACGUUAUGAGAAAGCAGAAUUUACUUUGCGAUGUGACACUGGUAGCUGACAGUGUUGAAAUUCAUGCACACAAGAUGGUUCUUGCAGCUUGUAGUCCAUACUUCUAUGCUAUGUUUAAUUCCUUUGAAGAGAGUCGACAGGAACGAAUAACACUUCAAGGCGUGGAUCCAGCAGCCCUUCAACUACUGGUUGAUUAUGUAUACUGUGCUGAAGUCCAUGUCACAGAGGAAAAUGUGCAGGUUUUACUGCCAGCAGCAAAUUUACUUCAGCUGACGUAUGUGCGAGAUGCUUGCUGUGACUUCUUGCAAGCUCAACUUCAUCCAACCAACUGCUUGGGAAUCAGAGCUUUUGCUGACCUCCAUGGCUGUCUGGAGUUACUAAGCCAUGCUGAAACAUAUAUUGAGCAACACUUUCCUGAAGUAGUAGAGUGUGAAGAAUUUCUAACUCUUUCUCCUCAGCAAGUGGCAAAACUGAUUUGCAGUGACAGACUUACAGUUCCUUCAGAAGAAAAGGUGUUUGAAUGUGUAGUGGCGUGGGUACACCAUGAUCUUGAGUCAAGGCGUGCACAUUUGGCAGAAUUAAUGGAACAUGUGCGUCUUCCACUCUUGUCACAGGAGUACCUUGUUCAAAGAGUUGAAGAGGAACCUCUGCUGAAAGCAAAUCUUCAGUGUAAAGAUUUUUUAAUUGAAGCAUUAAAAUUCCAUCUACUUAAAGGUGAACAGAAGUUGUUGUUCAAAAGUCCAAGAACGAAACCCAGACAGCCAGUUGGUCUUCCAAAGGUUUUACUGGUUGUGGGAGGGCAAGCACCCAAAGCUAUUCGAAGUGUAGAGUGCUACGAUUUUAAAGAAGAACGCUGGUAUCAAGUUGCUGAAAUGCCUACACGCCGCUGCAGGGCAGGGCUUUCAAUGAUUGGCGGCCGUGUUUACACAGUUGGAGGUUUUAAUGGCUCGUUAAGAGUUCGUACUGUGGAUGUUUAUGAUGCAUCAUUGGAUGAAUGGUUCACAUGUCCAAGUAUGGAAGCUCGACGCUCUACCCUAGGAGUAGCAGUUUUGCACAAUUGUAUCUAUGCUGUUGGAGGUUUUGAUGGGUCUACUGGUUUGAAUUCAGCAGAAAUGUAUGAUCCUAGAAACCGUGAAUGGAGAAUGAUCGCACCCAUGUCCACAAGACGGAGCAGUGUUGGUGUUGGCGUCGUAAAUGGGUUUUUGUAUGCUGUUGGUGGCUAUGAUGGUGCUUCAAGACAAUGUUUAAGCUCUGUUGAAUGCUAUAAUCCUGAAAUAGAUUCUUGGUCACCAGUCGCAGAGAUGUCUGCACGGAGAAGUGGUGCAGGUGUUGGAGUUCUGGAUGGAAUUUUGUAUGCUGUUGGAGGACAUGAUGGCCCAUUGGUACGUAAAAGUGUUGAAGCCUACAACCCAGAAACACAGAGAUGGACACCAGUUGCUGAUAUGGCGUUAUGCAGAAGAAAUGCAGGUGUGGUCUCGUUGAAUGGUCUGCUGUACGUGGUGGGUGGAGAUGAUGGUUCAUCAAACUUGGCAUCUGUUGAAGUCUAUAACCCAAAAACGGAUUCGUGGUCAAUGCUCCCAUCCUCAAUGAGUAUUGGGCGCAGUUACGCUGGUGUGGCAAUCAUUGACAAGCCCAUGUGAAGACCAGCCUCAGCCCACUGGCUGCUGGUGCUGCUUCCGCCUUGGACCUCAGGCCAUGCAUCUCCUGACAGGCGGCUGGUCCGCGUGCUGCUGCGUAGGAACUGUGGCCACAGUGAGGGUAGUUGCUCAUCAGAGUGAUAUAACAUGAGGGCUGCAGGACAGCACCUGUAUGUUACUAUGAGGAGUGAAUUGGUCUGUGAUGUUCUUACCGUCUAUUCUGACAUUCUGUGAUCCUGCAUAAACAGCUGUGUGUGUUCUAUUUGGUUUUGAAUCUCCAUAAUGUUGUAAACAGUAAGGCCAUUUGCACUUAACAAGAGUUCCUAUGCAGUUGUAAGUUAUCUAAUAUGAAAGUCCUGUAUUGUUACAGUCCCAUCUUUCUGUUCAGGGUAAAAAAUAAUUAUUGCUGGUAUAUUGGCAUUUGUUGUGGUCUUAAACCAACAGCUUCAUUUACAUUUUGAUAUUUUGUUCUUUUAUUAUAUUUCUUUUUUAAGUAGUAGUCAUAGAGUGGUGGAAAAAUGUUCCCAUUUAGAGAAACUUUUCUCCCUUGAAGUACAAAUUAUCAGAGCUAUCCCUGUGAACCUAGGCUAAGCAGUUGCAGCAGGAGUGAAAUGAAGUUCAUAUAACACUCUUUGAGAUAAUCUAUCAUAGUGAUUAGCAUUAAAAUAUCUUAGUCUUUUUUUUACUAAAAUAGUUUUCUACAUUCCAUUGUAAAUUUGUAAUUAAAUUUGGGUAAAAUGUAAGCUGAAUGUCAAGAAUGGGAUUACAGUGUACAAAAGACUGAGUAUAUAAUAAAUGUGAGAAACAGUGUCAUUGCUGUGUGAGGCAUAGAACGCUAUCUUUUUUCCAAAGUUGUAACUUUAUAGUGUUUAAAAACACACCAGCUAUUUUUUAAAACUGUGGCCACAUUGGAAUAAUCAGUGGAUUUUGCAGAGCUGCCCAAACAUUUAUUUGUAAUUUUUUUCUUUAUAUGUUUUCACAAUUUUACUACUUUAUUUAUAGUAAACGCUUUGCCAAAGCUUCAUAAUUAACAUUAAUAGAUUGCUUUACUCUUGAAAUUUAAAAACCAGUAGUUAGUGGGUCUAAAUUGUAAUAGAUAUAUUGGGAAUAGUUCAAAUGAAAAUGUAUUAAUCAGAAAAAGGAAUCACCUUCAGGAAUUGUUGUCAAAUGUGGUAUGUUCAGUGUUGAAAUUCAGUGUGUAUAGCAUGUUUCCUGUUGCUGGUCAGCAUUGGUCUUGUUUUGUACUCUGCUUUUAUUCAGAUUUGUACUUUUAAUUUUUUUAUAUUUUUACAAAUAUUUUGUUUAUUUUGAUUAAUAUUGAUGAAAUAGUGAUUGCCUUAAUUUGAGUUUGGUUUGCUUAGGUGCUUAGUUGUAGGUUUAGCACUACAUCAUUCUAGCACAUGUCUGUGGCCGUUUAUGUAGACAUAAUGUUUGUAACAAGACUGUGUAAAAUUUAAAGUCUCCAAUUCCAACCCAUUCCUCAGUACUGAGGUAAAAGCAAUCAUCACAACACAUCAAAUAAGUGUUUAUAUGUCUUGUAUUCUGUUAACUCAGACAAUGACCAAUACGAUAAGGAAUAGUAUUAAGUUUAUAGUCUUUGUAAAGGACAUAUUACAACUAAGAAUGUGUGAGACAUCGCAUUUACAGGAGUCAUAACAUUUUGAAUUAAGUUAAUGAAAACUCAUUCACACUAUUUCUUUCACUACCAGACAAACUAGUUAUUGCCAGGUGAAUCUUGGGCAGGUCACAUUAGUGUAGUAGUUUACUGGUACAUUUUUUUACUCGACUUAGAAAGAUGUUGUGAAUUAUUUUUCCCAGUGGAUGUCUCUUUCCUUUCUGUCUCAUAAAGAAUCAGUUUAUUUAGUUCCCAGAUGCUGUUAUUAAUAUUCAUUUUAUUAUUCCCUUUAAUUUAUUUUGUUUUAAAAGAAUAUUACAUAAGAAGGAAUGUAGCAGUGUCAUGCAUGUGAUGCAUUUAAUAAAAGUGCUUCAAUGUGAUUGUUCAAAAUCAUUCUAAUCAUUCUAAUAUGUUAUUUGCAAUGUUCUUAAAGUAUAGAUCAUUAACUUGGGGAACAAAAUAAAAAAAAAAUCACCUUAUUACUAAAUGAAUCAUACAAUCACCAACCCAUACAAAGAGAACCUAAAAAUUUGUUGUUGUAUGAAAUACUUAAAUAUUGCAGUUAUACUUCUGCCGUAAAAUGAAAUAAUCAAACACAUUUCAUUGUUGUACUUGGAGACAACUGUGUAAUAAAUGGUAAAGUGUAACAAUAUUAAAUGUUGUAAUAUGCUGCGCUGAAACUACUUCAGAAGUGAAAUUAGCUGUAUGUGUUAGAAUGUAGAAAUGUAGCUCUCACUGUUUCCAUUAACUUUGGUGUAAUGACAUAAAAAUGUGAUACAUUGGACACAUUUUAAAAAUUCCUGAAAUUAGAAUAUAGCUAGAAUGUAUUUUUUGAUGUCCUCUUCUUUGAUUUGUUUUCUGCCUGUACCUGUAUAGUUAAUUAUGAAACAGCUCCCUUGGCUAGAAGACUGCCACUACCAUCUUUUUAAAAACAACUGGUGAUAUAUUUUGGUGGAUUAGUGUGCUAGAUGAUAGAUUAUACCUAUUUUAAAUUAAAUGACAAUUGCUUAUUAUUGCCAGUGGAUUUUGUAACAUUUGAUGUGAAAUAAAGAAACUGGAGCUUUU
This is a messenger RNA of Schistocerca piceifrons (Central American locust), 4764 nucleotides long. RefSeq names its product ring canal kelch homolog (gene kel). The transcript has 14 exons. Gene Ontology annotation, molecular function: protein binding. Bases 285 to 2087 code for a protein of 600 amino acids. The record is from RefSeq and is a predicted model, not a curated record. Lineage: Eukaryota; Metazoa; Arthropoda; Insecta; Orthoptera; Acrididae.